CCGCGCGCACUCGGUUGCCGCGGGCGGUUUAUUUUUAGAGCGAAUGGGGGGGAGCAGCUCUCAGCUCGAGGCGAGCCGGGCAGUGGGCUGCUCGUUGAACUGGACAGUGAUCUUCGCUGGAAUUCGAGCCAUGUUAACGGAUUUCACGAGAUUGAUUGUCGUAGAGGUUUUUCAUUUCAUCCUUGGACCGUGUUUCUGAAAUUCGGGAUCAGGAGGCGCUGCUGUCUGAAUAUGUGUUUAUGCUUUGGUUGAUGCCGUUCAGAAUUGAAACGGCUGCUUGUGUGACGGCAGCGCCGCUAGAGUGGCCUGCGGGUCUCUGUUGAUUUCUGCAACCGUGGUGUGGGCACCGGACUGCAUCAUACAUGCAGUGCUCUUGGCUGGGCAUUUGUUUUCACAGCGUGCUGGCUUAGAUUAGUCACUGAUGAACUAACAUGGUGUAUGAAUGCAGAUUAUUCGGGUGGGGGAUGUGCCUGGACAAGCGAGCGUAGUUAAUUAGCUAUUAAUGCUGCUGUUUUUGGCUUUUUGCAGUGAACAGUCGGUACAGGGUAGAACUGCUUAAUAAUACACAUCAGUCUGAUUUUCAGGUUUUAAGCCUGGAAGAUUACCAAGACCCAAGGGUAUUGCCUGAGCAGAGAAGAGUUAAUGAAAAAGCAUUGUUGAUCCAUAAGCAAGGGAAUUGUGGUUGGCAUCAUGCCACAUAGAAAUAUGUGUUGGACACAUCAGGGUGAUAAUCUUGAAUCAGAGGAAGGACAAGCUCAGCCUGAAAAUUACAGUAAUGGUGGCACUGGGAGUAAUUUAUCCAAUCAGGGCGUGCAAGUUGCUCUUGGAGUUCCAGGAAAUACUACUAGUGAUGGAGUCCGUGACUCACGGGGUUACUAUGAGAGCAUUAAUAAUCAGCGCCAGCAUGCUCAGAAUUUAUACCCAUAUGGAGGCGUUGAUCCGAGUUUUGUCUACCCAUCGACUAUGUACAAUCCCGGUAUGCCAACACCAUCUGUGAACAGAUAUGUUCCUCAUGCAAGUUUUGGACAGGGCAAUCCACCACCCUCACCUUCAUAUCAUCAAGUUGCCACAGGAACUAGGGAUGAGAGUGGCAGCAGUAGCAGUUUUGGUGAUGCUGCCAGAGAAUCCAUGAAAAUGAGGAAUGCUGUAACCGAGAGUGGCCAUCAUUUUGAUCAUGGAUUUGCAAGCUCGAGUUCAUCUGCUCAUGUGCCUCAGAAUCCUGCACAAGGGACAUGGGGUGCUUCAUUUGAAUCACAUGGUGCACCAAAUGGCUCUUCUGCUGAUGGACCGAACAGGGCAACACCAAUGGCUACUCACCCAGCAUUGGCGCGUCAUGGUAACUAUGUAUUUCCAGCUGGUCACAUGGUCCAGGGCAAUGCAUGGACUACACACCCUGCAAAUAUUAUUGCUGACGGAGUCCCACACUGGGCAUACAACAAUGCACUCCACAAUCCUUCAGGUCAGUUUGCUCAUCCAGGAACAAUGGGCAUGCCAAAUGGUAGUCUUCAAGACUAUCAAGCUGGCCCUUCUGCUACUUUUCAUGGGCCUUUACCUCAUUUCAACCAGAUUCCUGUGCAUAGCACGCAAACUCCUGCUAUGCUUAAUCAUAUUCAGAUGCAAGGGCCUCAGCGUCAGAGCAAUGUAGUGCAAGGUGCUAACCCUUCUGGAAUGGUGCAAGGUGCAAACCCUUCUGGAAUGGUGCAAGGUGCAAACCCUUCUGGAAUGGUGCAAGGUCCAAAUCCUGCUGGAAUGGUGCAAGGUGCAAAUCGUUCUCGAAGGGCGUUCACCUGGGAUCCAUGUCUGCCUUUCUCCAGUUCUGGACAUACUAACGGACCUCCAGUUCAUGCAUUUUUUACAGAUCAAGUUUACAAUGGGAGUCUAAGACUUCUUCAGCAAGCUGCUAUGGCGACUAUGUCAACAUUUUAUGAUGCAAUACAUCUUAUUGACGAACAAUGGGAUAUGGGGCUAGAUAUAGACAGCAUGACCUAUGAGGACCUUCUAGCAUUGCAAGAACAGAUUGGAGAUGUCAAUACCGGUUUGCCAGAAAGGUACAUCCAUCAAAAUCUGAGGGUACAUCAGUAUGUUGUUCCCAGGGCAGCUCGCGGGUCCGAUCAGUCUGUGGAGAAGGAUGCUUGCAUCAUAUGCCAGGAGGAGUUUGAGGCGAGAGACCUUGUAGGAACCCUCGACUGCGGUCACAAGUACCAUGAGGCGUGCAUCAAGCAGUGGCUGAUGGUGAAGAACUUGUGCCCCAUCUGCAAGGCAACAGCUUUGCCAGCAGAGUGAAGCAGCGGGUGACCGGCGCCAAUAAACCAUUUGCCGCAGCAGUGACUGAGAUUCAGCUCAGUUUCUUGUACAUAAGAGAUGUUGGAUGAUUGUGUUAUUUACCUGUAAUUUCCUGUUCGGUUUGUUGUGGACAUAGCCUGCCCCAAAACUGUAUAGCCAGAGAAUGGUUUCAUUUCCUAGACUGCUCUUAGACCCCCCCAUGGUGCCUGAACUUCUCUCAUCAUGGUUUUCCUAUUGCCCGUUUUAUCUAUUUGUACAUUGUAAUUAGACCUAUAUAUUUCCCUUUGCCAAAAAUCAGAAUUGAGAACUCAAAUGGUUCUUUCUUCUGGAUGUUCUAUA
Molecule: messenger RNA, 2622 nt
Organism: Aegilops tauschii subsp. strangulata
Lineage: Eukaryota; Viridiplantae; Streptophyta; Magnoliopsida; Poales; Poaceae
Product: probable E3 ubiquitin-protein ligase ZFP1
Molecular function (GO): ubiquitin protein ligase activity
Source: RefSeq, a predicted model, not a curated record